Molecule: messenger RNA, 16521 nt
Organism: Anolis carolinensis (green anole)
Lineage: Eukaryota; Metazoa; Chordata; Lepidosauria; Squamata; Anolidae
Gene: camkmt
Product: calmodulin-lysine N-methyltransferase
Exons: 17
Coding region: 269-1201 (310 amino acids)
Biological process (GO): DNA integration
Cellular component (GO): cytoplasm
Molecular function (GO): zinc ion binding; calmodulin-lysine N-methyltransferase activity; nucleic acid binding
Source: RefSeq, a predicted model, not a curated record
GAGGACUCUUGGGCCUCACUGAACUACAAGUCCCAGAAUGCCUCCGUACGUUCAUAGCGCCAUACCAGUCUAUCAAGCGCCUAGGUCUCGAUUCCAGGUCCUGUCUCCUCACAAGUCACUCUUGCGAGAGGCGCUGAGGAAGAAAAUAGCUUUCCUUGAGCCUCAGAGCGCUUCUCGCUUCUCUCUUCCUCUUUAGCUCUAUUUUGAUUUGAUUCUUGGCGCGCUCGUGCAAGUUCGUGGCUCAGGCGGAGGAAGGAGCGCCCUCAGCAUGACUGCAGAGCCAGCCCCGAGCAGCCUUUCCCCUUCUUCGCCUGGCAGGGCGGCCAGAGCCAAAGCCCGGUGGAAGCUGCUCAGACAGCUUGUAGCAGUGAAGGUUCUGAAAGAAAAACACUUGGAGAAUGUCCACCUUCAGCAAGUAUCAGUAAGGAGAUUUGCUUCGUUCAAUCUUUUCUCAAGCAUGAAAGAGGACAGAAAGCUAGCUGAAGAGGAUGAUGAAACUUGGGUUCGAUACAAAAGCAUCUCUUUUCCUGAGUAUAGUAUAUCUUUAAGAUGGAACAAUGGACAAUUAAAUGUUGAAGAUGUUCUGGCAAGUUUUGACAACACAGGGAACGUUUGUAUCUGGCCUUCAGAAGAAGUACUAGCUUACUACUGCCUCAAGCAACAUGAACAGUUCAGGGGCCUUGCUGUGUGUGAGCUAGGGGGUGGCAUGACAUGCUUGGCUGGGCUUAUGGUUGCUAUUUCUGCAGAUGUCAAAGAAGUUCUGUUAACUGAUGGAAAUGAAAAGGCCAUCAAAAAUGUAAAUGAUAUUAUCAGAAGAAAUGAAAAAACGGGAGUAUUUCGAGCCAAAGCAGUUUCAAGCUGCGUCUUACGAUGGGAUAAUGAGACAGAUGUCUCUCAACUGGAAGGACAUUUUGACAUUGUUAUGUGUGCUGACUGCCUGUUUCUGGACCAGUACAGAGCUAGCCUUGUGGAUGCAAUAAAGAGAUUACUCCAGCCCAGUGGUAAAGCAAUGAUAUUUGCUCCACUCAGAGGGAAUACUUUAAACCAGUUCUGCAAUCUAGCUGAAAAAGCUGGUUUCUCUAUCCAAAGACAUGAAAAUUAUGAUGAACACAUUUCAAACUUCCACUCCAAGGAAUGUAUUACCUGUGACAAAGGAUGCAUGAGUGAUCAGGAACCAGAGAGGGACAAGGAGGAAGCCUAGCUGAAUGCCGUACUGAACUGAAGACCGAGCCCCAGGUUGUUUUUCUAACUUCUACAUUUCAAGACUAAGGGGGGAAAGCUUUGGUGAGAUUUUUGUCAUCUCUGAGAAAAGGUGAAUAAGCUUCAGGAUGUGAGGAACAACAGCUCUGCUAAAGCACAGGAAAAUCUCUAUCAAAGAGUGUUUUGUUUAGACACAAAAUAAUUCUUUUCCCCUCCCCUCCAAUUUUUUUGGCAACAAACAAACCAAGGAGUUGACGUCUUUGCAAAGGUGAACUGCUGAAGUGACUUGUAACACUAUCAACCCAAUUUUUAAAAGGGAACAUCUUCUUGGUGAAACACAACGUGUGAGAUGCAGCUGAGUGGCAGAACAUGUUUGGCCUGAAUAAGAUCCCAAGUUCAAUUCUCAGCAUGAUGAGAGUUGUUCUAAGAACUGAAGAGAAUUAAGUUGUGAGAAGCAUGUCACCUUGACCUCACAUGAAGGAAAUACUGUUCUCCUUCGGGUGCUCUAAGUUUUCCAGGCUGUUUUCCACCUUCCUUGCCUUCCCUCUUGCAGAGCUGAAUGGUGUGAUACUGGACUGGAGUCUUUGCUGUAUAUGAAUUGUUGAGUUGGCUAGCCAUCAGCUUGUAGGUUUCAUCUACUUGAAGAGCAAAAUUCUGCAAACAGCCAGUAAAUGUUAAACUGCGCUAAGGAAAUUAUUUUUCCUGUAAUCUCUACUCCAGAGUCAUUUUCUGGGGUCAUUUUUCCUUCUAUUCCCUUUUCAACAAACCAAGAAUGGGCAACUUGGAAGUCCCUGAACAGACUUAGAAGCGGAGUGGGCAGAUCAAAAGACAAUCUGACAAAAUGGCACUACCUAAAAGAAUGCUCCACCUUGUGCGACUGUGGAGCAGAACAGAAAACUCUGCAUCUGUAUGUUUGUCCGCAAUGUUUGCCUCCUGUACAGAGGAAGAAUUGUUUGAGGCUACAGACAAUGCAGUCCCUUUUGCUUAUUUCUGGUCAAAAGGUAUUUAGCCACUUGUGCUCCUUCUAUUUUUAUCAGUUUUAUAUUAAUGUAUGCAAUGUUUUUGAUAUGGAAUAAAUAAAAAGUAUAGUGGCAGAGGUUAGAUGUGUUGCCCUGUAGACCAGUGGUUCCCAACAUUUUUUUGACCAGAGACCACUCUCCAACAUUAAUACCAAAUGAGUUACAAAUCAGUUUUUGGUCAACUUUAGAUUUGAUUUGUUAAUUUGUGGUGCUGAGUCAGAAAAUUGCAUUGGGUAUACCAUAUAAAAUUGCAUUGGAUAUACCAUAUGCCAUCUAGUAGCCACCAUCUCCUUGCUCACAGAAAACCAUAUUUCAUAAUCUAGAGCUGAUGUGGUCUAUCCAAUGCAAUUUUCUAAAUCAGCAACCCAAAUAACCCCAGGAACAGGCCGAAAAACAAAGACAUCAAGGCGGCCAUGCUUCCAGGUGCCACAUGGAACAACUUCGCUCAGGGGGAGGGAGGGAGAGAAGAGAAACAGCAGUCAGGAGGCUUGUUGUCGCACUCUUCAUGGGUAGUUAGCCUCUCCCCUCCCGACAUCCCCAUUGCCUUGGCACUAUGAGGGUUUCGUGAGACCAGUCACUCUUGUUGCAAGCUCUUGGGGCCACUGAUGGUCCAUGGACCACAGGUUGGGAACCACUGCGGUAGACCAAGCAGACACCAAGAAAACACUGACUCAUAUUCAGUCCUGGAUUGAACUGUGAGAAAUAAAUUUAUCCAAGUUUGGGUUUGUUACAUGUUCUGGAAUAUCUGCCCUCUGAAUUGUGUUUUUCAGUAAUAUCUCCAGUGACUCUACUUUGAAAGGAAGUACCAAUCAAACAUCCAGAUUAAUCAAAUACAGAAAAAGAGUGAGGCGACCCAAAAAUCUGAUUCCGUGAAAAAGAUAGUUCAUUGAAUCCAUGUUGGAAGUAAACUCCAGACUUUGAUAGAAGGUAAAAUGUAAAAGAGAGGCAUGGUGCUGAGAGAAGGCUACAAGAAGACUUCAUUGACUUUGCAGAACCAGUAGUAGAUGUAGUCACUCACAGAUCCCUUGUUCUGCCUAAAUGAAAGCUUGUCUUCUCUCUCUCUCUCUCUCUCUCUCUCUCUCUCUCUCUCUCUCUCUCUCUCUCUAUAUAUAUAUAUAUAUAUAUAUAUAUAUAUAGACACAGAUGCAUACAAUACCCCCAAAGGUUAAAGAAAUGCUAAUGGACUCAUUGUGUUUCCCUUGUACAUAAGUGAGUAUCGUGUGCUUGAAAUUCUGGCAGCUCUUUUGUUCAUUCCAUGUUAACCAUCAUAAUAGAAAAGCCUGGGAGUGAAAUGAUAUGGCAUCAGAUCACAGAAUAUUUCAUUCAAGGAAAUUCAUUUAUUUACGCUUCCAUCCACAAACUCUCCAUCAACACAAAACAGUCAGGUGGUUGUCUUUCCCCCACCCGACGCCUCCCCUCCCUUCCCCUUAUGCUCAGAACACAGCCAUUUUCAACCCGCUGUGUAUUGUCAGAAAAACAGCACAUCUCCAGCUGAGAAGCACAGACGUGCUGGAAAACAACUGUAUUCUUUCUUAAUUUGCAGGUUUAGCAUCAAUUAAUAUGUUGUGAUGUAGUUCAUGUUCUAACGGAAAACAGAAGCCAAUCAAUGGAAUGCCACAAUCGUAGGGAAGAUUACCUGUUUUUAACAUGUGCGCAUACACAAUAAAAUGAGUUAUCUUCCCUUUUGUAUUUAUUAAAAAGGCAAUUCCAUGGGAAGUGCAUAUUGCUGCCUUUAAUUCUACCCAAAAGAUUCAUGUUAAAGAGAAAGGUUCAGUGUACCACGAUAAUACAAAGGCUACCACUUUAAUCUUUAGCAUUAUAUUUGUGGAUGAGUGAGCUAUGAUGCUCACUGUGCAGCCAAACACUUUUUUUCCACACAGCAGGACAGCCAGGAACUAAAAAUUAAGAUGGUGCUGUGAGCAAUUCUAAUGGAUCUUAAUCUAUCGGUGGACUGUGGUUACAGCUCAAAAAUGCACUGGAUAGGGAGAAAGAAAGACCAUCUCCUUGCUCUUGAGUGACCUCUUCCAGUCCAGAUAAUAGGCCUUAUCUACUCUGGGCUCUGGAGAAAUGAAAUGAAAUGAAAUGAACUACAGUGCAAUCUCAUUUAUCCGAAUGGCCUGAGGGACACCCAAUCCAUUCCAAGCUUUGGAGUAAACAGGGGCACAAUUUACAUAAGGAUAUAUCACUUUGGCACUAUCCACCAGGCACACACAAUGUGCAACUAGGACUGGAAUUUUUGGAGGGCCAUGUUUGUCUGAUACAUUUAUAUCUAAAAUGGAAAUUUCCUUUCUGGAUGUCAGCAUGCUGGGCAGGAAACAAAAGAAAAAGAGUAAAAAACAUCAAUAAGCUGAUAUUAAGGCCACAAUUCAAUUGGCUGGUAUAAUUCACCACUGAGAUAGUUGGCAAAGUGUAUCAUGAUAUACAAAUCAAAUGCAAUCUGCCCUGCACUUGUAUCAAUGUAUAUGGAACUAAAUAGGAGAGAGCAGCACUGUCAAAUUGAUGCAGUUUGGCACCAUUUUAACUGCCAUGGCUCAAUGUUAUGGAAUGAUCACUUCUUGGCUUUUUAGCUAAGAUCAAGUGUGAGCAUAAUGAAUGGUUUCUAUUUGGCAAGGCUGUGCUCAUCACCUCCAUCCCUUUAAUUCAUAACUAGAAGACAUCAUAUUGAAAGUGGGAUUCAAUUUAGAAGGAGUAAAAAUAGGGGAACAUCAAAAAUUAAAUAUGCAGAUGAUAUCAUGUUUCAACCAGAAAAAAUAGCAAGGUCUGAAAUGACUUCAGGCAAACAUCAAGUUAACAGAAUCUUGAACGAAGAAACUUCUACCUACAAAGUAUUUUUAUGUCUGCUUUAUUUAUUUAUUUAUUUAUUUAUUUAUUUAUUACAAUAUUUAUAUCCCGCCCUUCUCACCCAACAGGGGACUCAGGGCAGCUUACAAUAAAACGCAUAUAUAAAAAUUAUACAGUACAAUAUAAAUCAGUUAAAAAUUAUUAUUAACUUACAUCAUGCUUUGCACCCAUCCUCUUCUUCUUUCUCCCUUGCAGUGUAUCUAGAAUAUUUUUUAGCAGCAUUGACAUUAGAAAGGUUCUGGCGGAAGGCAGGAGAAACCCAAACUUUCAGUUUACUGAAUUUCUGCAGUUAAAAAAAAAUACAAUCAAGCUUGAUCUUGGAAAUAAUGGGAUUCUGUUCUAGCUGGUAUAACUGUAGCUGUGAGUACCUUCCUACAACAGGCAAAUAAUAUGAAACAUGAAAGCAAGUAGCAAAAUACAGGCAUCCAUAGAUGCAUUUGGAAAGUUUUCAAGUGAUCUCUAGAAGGUCCAAAAAGUUCUGUUUACUUAUGCAAAGCGUAGGUGAAUUGUUUCAUUUCCCAUGUGCAUAGUGCUAGUUUCAAAUUAAAAAUUGCUGAAAUAUAUUGAGCUGCUCUUUUUGUGGCGUAGGAAUCUAUCCUUAUUUUUCACUUCUUUACAAAAGGGGCUACAAAGUUGAGUCCACAGCAUGUGAGCUUGGAGAAAGCAAACCACAGACCACUUACUACAAUGCAACCUUAGCCCUGCCACAUGCACAAUGGAGGACGUUCUCACAGUGACAGCAGAGGCACUCCAAGUGGCCAGCUUCUGGUCAAAGGACAUUUAGUAUAAUGUCAAGUUUUAAAUUUUGUUUGUGUUUUUAAAUACAUGGUAACUGUAUUCGCUUCUGACAUGAUAAAUAAAUAUUUUUUCAUGUUUUUUUCAUAUUUUUUUACAUUAUGUCUUUGAUACCAAACUUUCUAUUGAAUAAGCUUUGCCCAGGAACACAGGCACUUUGUUAACUGAGAUAUUCUUGAACUGAUGAAAUUUAAGGGGAAAACUUCUCAGAAAUAGAGAUAAAGUCAAAUAUCAAGAAACCAAAAGUAAUGACCACACAUUAUUUGCAUAACUCUAAAGUUGUUGGUGGUGACACUUUAUACUUUGGAGCAAUCAUAAAGCAAAAUGUAGAGUGUAGUCAAAAAAUCAGAAAAAAAGUUAAGGGCAGUUAUGAAGGCUGGUUAUGAAGGAAUUAGAUGAGAUCAUCAAGUGUUGUAUAUUGUCAUUACAUAGCAAAGUGUGAAUCAUCCAUUGGUGAUUGGCAUGGCUGUGAAAGUUGAACAACAAAGAAAGUUAGCAAGAAAAAAACAACUCAUUUGAAAUCUGGGACCGAUGAUGCACCUAAAAAGACAAAUACAUGAAUCAUAGAAUCAUACAGUUGGAAGAGACCUCAUGGGCCAUCCAGUCCAACACCCUGCCAAGAAACAGGAAAAUUGCAUUCAAAGCACCCCUGACAGAUGGCCAUCCAGCCUCUGUUUAAAAGCCUCCAAAGAAGGAGCCUUCUCCACAAUCCGGGGCAGAGAGUUCCAUUGCUGAACAGCACUCACAAUUAGGAAGUUCUUCCUAAUGUUCAGGUGGAAUCUCCUUUUCUGCAAUUUGAAGUCAUUGAGUUUGAAAGCCAGGUAGCCUGAACUAUCUCCUAGAAGUCAAAACAGAAAUUGGGGCUAUUGUACUUUGGGCACAUCAUGAAAUGAUAUGGCUCACUGGAAAAGAUGAUAACACUUGAUGAAGUGGAAAGAAAUAGGGACGGAGGAAGCAUUCCAGAUGGAUUGAUUCCUUCAAAGAAGCCAUGGCCCAGACUUUACAAUACUUGAACAGGACUGUGGAUGAUUAUCUUAUUCACAGAGCCAGAAUAAGUUAAAGACAACUUGAUGCUAAUAACAAAAAGUUCCAUGAAAAUCACAGUGGAAUAAUUCCACCCUGGACCAAUCUUCUUUCAUUUGUCUCUUCUUGUUGUGUGCCUUCAAGUCAUUUGUGACUUAUGGUGAUUCUAAGGCAAUCUUAUCAUGGGUUUUUAUUAGCAGAAUUUGUUCAGAUGGAGGUUGCCUUUGCUUCCCUCUGAUGCUGAGAGAGUGUGACUUGCCAAGGUCACCCAAUAGGUUUUUCUGACCAAAUGGGAAUUAAACCCUGAUCUCCAGAAUUAUAGUCCAAUGCACGAACCACCACACUAUGCUGACUCUCUCAUUAGCCUAAUAAAAUAGCAUUUAAUAUCAGCAAUGCAGUUUACCCCAUUUGUUACAUCAAAAAUGUCAAUUAUUGUUGCAUUGCACUUUUUUGCACAUUUAUUUGCCAGAAAUCAUGGCAGGUUAUGCAAUGUCAUGUUGCUUUAUAUGACACAGGAUAACAGAAGGUGGCACAUUGUGGGGCGGCCAGGAAUGUAAUUGUUCUGUUUGAGCUGCAUGGGGUCAGGAGGAAUUUAAUUAGUUUAUCGUAAUGAAGCUUUGUGUGUAACGUCAGAUGUGUGCCUGGAACUUUGAAAUUUCUACCUUCCAUUGCACAAGAUCUGCCUUCAAAGAAUAUCCCCUAUGGAAAACCAGAGUUUAAGGGCCAUUCUAUUGUGGAAUAUAUAUAUUUUGAUGUAUGUGAUGUCUGUAUAUGGACAUGUGUCUGUAUGCCUUGCAUUAUGUAUGCUCAUACAUUGUGACCCACAUACAGGCACAAGCAAAUAUACAUCUAUGGAGGUGGAAGGUGAAAUAUUUAACAAAGCAGUACCUACUCUUUUAAAAAUGUAAUUCAUAUUUUCUUUUUAAGAAUGUUAGAAGUAUUUGAGUAAUACGUGUGAUGUGAGGACAUACUUUACCAGGUGUGGAUAAAUGAAAUUGUAGAGACUGGUCCUGCGGAUAUGGGAGUCCUACCUUAUAACUGUAGUAAAGUAAAGCUUGUAAUGUUUGCUGGUCACAUUCAGGAGCUUUUUUCUCCAUCCAAAAAAAGUUUCUUCAUUGUUCUAGCUGGUCUCCAUAACUGUUGGUGAGAUUCUUUCAUUCCCAUUCUUUUCAUGCUUUGUGUAUAUAUGUGAUUUUGCAUUGUGUAUGUGUGUGAGAGCAAUGACCAACCUUGAUAAAAUAGUUAAGAGUAGAGACAUCACACUGGAAAUGAAAGUCUGCAUAGUUAAAGCAAUGAUAUUCCCCAUAGUAACCUAUGGAUGUGAGAGCUGGACCAUAAGGAAGGCUGAGUGAAGGAAGAUAGAUGCUUUUGAACUUUGGUGCUGGAGGAAAAUCCUGAGAGUGUCUUGGACCGCAAGAAGAUCCAACCAGCCCAUACUCCAGGAAAUAAUGCCCAAGUGCUCACUGAAGGGAAGGAUAUUAGAGGCAAAGAUGAAAUACUUUGGUCACAUAAUGAGAAGACUGGAAAGCUUGGAGAAGAUAAUGAUGCUGGGGGAAAAGGAAGGAAAAAGGAAGAGGGGGCAAGGAAGGAGCUGGGAGUGGUGACGGGCGACAGGAAGCUCUGGCGUGGGCUGGUCCAUGAGGUCACAAAGAGUCAGAAGUGACUGAACAAAUAAACAACAACAACAACAAAAUGUGUGUGAGAUAGGAGAUAUGGGCCAUUCCACACUACCUAGUUAUAGUUCCAUGAGAGCACUUUAACUACUAUUACGAAAUCAUAUGGAAUCCUGGGAUUUUUAGGUUAGGAGAAGUGGGUUUAGAAUUCUCAGCCAGAGAGCUGUAAUGCCCCUUCAAACUACAAAACCCGGGAUUCUAUAGGAUGCAGCACUGGCAGUUCAAUUGGAAUCACAGAGUGCAUUUAUAUUGUCGAAAGAAUGCAUUUUGACACCAAAGUACUAGAUUAAUCACUUCAUAUAUUGCAAACCAUCCCAAUUGGAGCCAAGAUUGUGAGUCUUUCUGUCCUUUAAAAUGCACAGCAAACCUGAAUGCUCCAUGGUCCAUGAAGUCAUGGAUCCUGCAGAUCUUGUAACUGAUUUGGAUCCGACUUCUUCAGUACAUAUAAGCACCACACAGGCCUCAAUCUGAUUAUAGAUCUUCAUGUACAAUCCCCCUCAUAUUGAAAUCAUUCACUCCUCUGGCAUCGUUACCCCACCCUGCAAAGUUGUCAGCGUAGAUGUGCCAUAAUGCUACACAAGACAAAAUAAUCUGGAGCUGUCCCACAUACACCAUGGGGAGUCCACACAUAUGGAUAAGGAAGCACCCCAAAGCUCUUCUGUAAUCCAUAUAGCCAUGUAAUAGAAACCCUUGGUAUUCCAAAGAGGACCCUGAAAUCCAUGAUCAUGGAAAGUCUCUAUAGCUAAGGGCAUUCACACAGAAACCUAAUUUGGGCUAACCUCCAUACAUGAUUUUUAGCCUGGACAUACAAGUUUCACAAGCACUCAUACAUUCACUAGGAGGAAACUGUUGGAGUAUGGUUGUAUUUGUAUGAAAUGUAAAUCAAGUGUUUACUGCUGAUGAGCUAGAGUGUGUAUUUUCAGUAAUGAAAUAGUUAACAGCAGGCUAGUUUUGACUGACAGCCUGUUGUGAUUACUGUGACCUAUCAGGAUUGAUUUCCUGCCUUUGAGGGUUGGAACUUCCUCUGGACAGAGGAAUGUGUGUCUUAUCUUAUCUGUGGAGUUCGGCUUGAGUUUUUUGCUGGAGAUGGACAAUGAAUGCUAUGCUCCGAAGCCGGGAAAUGUAACUGUAAAUAUGUAAAUAAAGUUUAACAACAGUUGGAUUUACAACUGAACCUCCGGCUGCUGGAAUUCUGUUGGCCAGUGCUGUUUCUCCGCAAGAGAAGUCAGCCUGCGGAAGAAAGGGGGUGGUGAGACCAGAAUGAUGAUUUUUGGAAUCCACCCUGCUACCCAUCACCCCCUGACAGAAACACAGGAUAAGCCUAUCACUCUUCAGGCUGCAAGCAUAAACCUCAAAAACCUGGCUCUGGGAUCAAGCCUUUGGAUAAUAGCUCAGUGCAAUAAUAGAUGUGUAAUAUGUACAAUGACAAUGGAAUGGCUUUAGACUACGAUUUUUGGAUGAUGUGAUUUUAACUGAAUGUAAUGUUUUAAAUAAAUGUCAAUAUGUAUUCAUUUUUAAUUUGCAAAUAUUUUAAGCUUAUGUUUUUAAGGCAUUGAAUAAUUGCCAUAUGUAAGCCACCUUGCGUCCCCUUUGGGGUAGAGAAAGGUGGGGUAUAAAUAGGGUAAAUAAAUAAAUAAAUAAUACUUCUGCCUUCCUAACAAUGGAGCCAAGUCAAAGGUCAUGGAAGUUACCCAACACCCCACCAGACCCUCUCUGGGAGUCCAUUCAGGCCAUGCCAACACCCUUGCCACACAUUGUUUGGCCAGCCAAAAACCAUUGUCUCACUUCAAGCAGACAGGAACAAAACUAUUAGCACCCUUUGCCUCAAACUCUACCCACAUUUCUUUUCUUUCUCACCUACUAAGAAAACAGCCACAAUACUUCAAUAUAAGCAAUGACAGUUUACUCAGAUUCCCACCAGACUUGUGAGCCAACCAGCGACUGCUGUCACGUUUCAGCCCACCAACAUGCAGAUCCUAGCCGGCUCUGGCCUGAGCCAAUCAGCACUCAGGGCAGCAAAAGUCUUUUGUUUCAAACUGCUGUCAAAGUCCUAUAAAUAUUUCUGUAUGUUUGCAUUAAGGUAUGUCAGUCUUUAGAGUGCAGCCUCUGCUGGCAUCUGCUUUGGCCAAGGUGAAUAAAUGCCUCUUUUUCUUUUGCCUUCAACUCAUUCAUGUCUUAUUCGAUCUAUGGAACUAGGCAGGUUGGGACCCAAACUCAUGGUUCUUGUAAUAGCUGAAAUCACUUAACAGCCAGCUGGCACAACAGUACAUUGACACCAGUGCCUUGUUGUCCUGAGGCCUUGCCACCCCUGACAUUUUGCCAGUGAGAAGCAGCUCACUAGCAGAACUUCUCUAGCAGCAUAGGUUUUGGGGAGGUCACAACAGCAUGCCCAGUCAUAUGAACACCAGAAGCAACAUUGCCAGCAAGGCUCUGUUAGGGAGAUGUGGAUGGCUGGUGAAACAGUGAUGGAUCUUUUUUGAUGGAUCACCCUGUACAACUGUCCACACAUCCAAAACACUGGAAGUCACUCCAGAAUUUCCUGGAAGUUCCAGAAUAAACUGCGGUUCUUCUUGUGAUUAAUUAAAGGCUGGAAGAAAAGCUUCUGCUGGAAUUUGCUAUAUACAAUCUGGAUGGCUUGCAGCAAAUUUGAGGUAAGAAUAAUUAUUAGGCAUGGUGCGAAUCUACUGGAAAGUCAAAAUUUCAUCUCGCAUUCCUCUUUUCUGAGUUUGCUUUUGCAUUUUGUACACCAUUUAUAGUAAUUAAAGUAAGCAGAGGGGAAAGGGGGAAAGUGGGAGGAGAAAGAAACCCGGAUAUUUUAGAAGCAGCUGAAAAAAGUAGGAAAGUAGGAUUAAUCAGGACUUCUGCAAAACAAUUGAAGGUUAUGCAAUUGUAGAAAAAAUCUGGGUGGUUUGAUGAGUCAUUUGCCUAAUGAUCCAUAAAACAUGUUUUGGCCUACAAUUUCCAUCCUGAUCAGGCUAGCUGAAAUAUUUAUUUGCUCUUACAUUCAUUGCAAUGUUCUACUCCCAACAGUAGAAACCACAUGCAGACAUAUUUCAUAGCCUCCAAAGAAGAUUCAAAGGAGUGCAGUUUUACAGUGUUUUUUUUUGUUUGUUUCAUAGAUAAGGAUUUUCCAAAGAAAGGAUAAAGAUGCAAAACGACCACAUCCUCAAGAGUACUGAACUAAGAUGACUUCCAAGGUCCAAAAUAAUAUAAAAUGGGCUGCCUUUGGGGCAUGCUGUCAAUUAAAUAGUCAUUCUAGGCUACUUGGCGAGAAAUCUCAAACUUCACAGCAAAAUUCAAUAGCAUAACAAAUAAUUUAUUACUUGUGAAAGAGCAUACCCAGUGAGUUGAUGGCUUUUUAUCUAUGAGAGAGAGAGAGAGAAAGAGAGAGAGAGAGAGAGAGAGAGAACCAACUGGAUUUCUAUAUACAAUAAUAUUAUUUGGUAGCAAAGAACGUACCGUGACUGAAUGUAAAAAAGUAUAUUUUUGAUGAGUUAAAGAGAUUAAGAAAAAUCAGGCAGAUUUUGACAGAGAAUGGUGUGUAAAUGAGAGGCGUUAUCGAGCCGAAUCUGGCAGCUCCAUUUUUGUUAUGGUGAAAAAUAUCAGUAUUAUUUACUAAGAAGAUUAGGGCUGAAUUGGAAGAGAGGCUGGUUGUUGUGUGGAGAUUGAGAUAAGAUAAAGGAUUUUACCUUCUAUGCGCAAGCCAAAUGCAAUCCACACAGGACUGUUAUCUCCAGCUCAGGCCUAGCAGAGGUAUAUUAAGAUGUACAUUGUAAUUACCAGUGGCAGGAGUAGAUUUCAUAAAGACCUUUUUAAAACCCCAAGAAAAUGCUGCUCUUUAAUUAUAUGGCUUUGGAAGAAGAGGAGGAGGAGGAGGGGAAAAAAUCCUUAGUUAAUUGCAACAAUGAAAAUAAAAUAAACCCAAUAUUUGAAAAUGAUGCUUCGUAUUAUAAUUAAUAUCAAAUGAUUCUUAAUAUUAUAAUAAAUGAUGCUAAUAUUAGAAAAUUGAAGAGCAAGACAGCUUUUGACUGAUCAGUACCUGUUUUACCAUUCAGCUACAUUUUGGCAACGGAACAGCAAACAAUUGAGGCUGCUAAAUGCUUUCCUCGUUUUUCCCUCUGCUAUCCAGAAUGCAAGAUUAGCAAGGAUUGAGGGGAAAGUGGGGGGUAAAUCCUCUUUCCAUGACAUAAUUAAUUAGGUCCAAAAAUGAGCGGCUGGCUCACAAAUCACUCAUGGACAUUGGGGAUGGAUCCGGCUCCCUUGUGAGUGAUGGUGGUGGAUAGUGGGGAAUUGUUCUCAGAUACUUCACAAAUACGAGCUAUUGAAAAGGCAAAUCUCAAAAGUGUGGCUGAAUGGAUACUUAAGCCAAAGCUUAUCCACCAAGUUCCCGGGCUACGUGAAGAGCCUAAGACAGAGAAUGUUAAGACUUUUAUGCUGAGUAGGUAUUCUUACCUGGAAAUAAGUCCUACUGAAAGAAGAGCACUUAUACUGACAUUUCAGGUAUGUAACACUACUACUGCUAUUGCCUUGUGGUGACAUUUGAGAAAGUGUCUAUUUUCUAGGAAACGUAGUUCUUCAUAGGAGAAGGUCCUUUUCACCAAGAAGCCAGAAAUCCUUGGUCAACAGUAUUUCAAGUCUCUGAGAUUGGUGUCUUAUAGACACAAAAUACACAAAUUUACCUAUGCAUCCUGACCAUUAUGAAUUAUGGAUAGGGGUCCAGGGGCAUAAAAAUCAUGUCUAGUAAUCUGUAUUAGCUACUACCCUAUUUCCCCUAAAAUAAGACAGCCCCAGAAAAUAAGACCUAGUAGAGGUUUUGCUGAAUUGCUAAAUAUAAGGCCUCCCCCAAAAGUAAGACCUAGCAAAGUUUUUGUUUGGAAGCAUACCCGCCAAACAGAACACCAGAGCAUAAAGGAUUGGUAAAUGUACCUACCAUAGAGUGUUGUACAUGGAAAUAUUGGUAGUAACAAGAAAUUAUUGAUAGGAUUCACAGUUUGUCUGGUUAUGCUGGUUUGUGAUGACAACUACUGUACAGUAUAUAAUAAAUGUUCAUUUUUUUUGUUCAGCAAUAAAUGUGAAUUCUUCUUCAUGGAAAAAUAAGACAUCCCCUGAAAGUAAGACCUAGCGCAUCUUUGGGAGCAAAAAUUAAUAUAAGACACUGUCUUAUUUUCUGGGAAACAUGGUAGUUAAAUAUAUAUACUGUUCUGUAUUGUAUGCUCUGUUCCAUAACUCUUCCAAAUUCACGAUUGCUAUUUACACUAUUGUCACAAUCAUAACGUCCCUUUCAUCCUACUUUAGCAGACAUCAGCUGCAUAGAGAGAUGUUCAUUCAGCCAGUGAUCGGAGCAUGGAUGAAUGAUGUUUCCAUCAGGUUUGGGUGUGGUGCAGGAGAGAUCAGGCCCAGAGAGAUUAUUUAAUUUUCUUUAUUUACUAUACAGUACUACCUCUGUCUCCACAAAACUGAUACAUGGCUUCAUUGAUCCAUAGUUUCACUAAUUCAUUUAAGCCUUUUGUACAGGCUACACCCUCCUUUGGUUAAUCCUCAUCCAUCCCAUCAAAAAUAAUAGUAUUUGCCAUUAUCUGUAGUUUCAUGUAUCUACACAAAGUAUUCAGUAAGAGCCCCCAUAUCCACAUGGGUAUGGGGACUGUACUGUAUUUAAAGAAUACUAAACUGAGUAGCCCAUACACAGUACUAGCUUAUGUCAUAGUCCAAGCAAAAACACUUCUCUCUGCUGCUAUUUGGCAUAUAUCAAUUAUUGACUUUGGUGUCCAAUAGUUGUUUUGAGUGUUGAAAGUUAUUUCUGGAACUGGAACUUAUAGUUUGGCUCUUUCACACAGAGCCAAAGAGGAGCAAAGACACAAGGAGAAUGGUCCAUAGCAUUUUAUGGAUCAGACCAUCUCUAUACUUGGAUUAGUAAGAGAUGAGUAAUAGUAUGACUUGUAUAAACAACAAAAAAAUAUUUUACCUUAGAACUUUCUAUCUAGGAGGCUCAUGUAGGCAUCAUUUACAACAAACAACAACAACAACAACAAUAACAACAACAACCAAGGAAAUGCAUUCCACAAAGUAAUGACAAAAGAUGAGAAGUAUAAACAGUUAUAGAAAAUGUUCAUAAAAUGUAAAUGCAUGAGUGUAAAUUUGGAAAUAAUUAAUAUAAUUUUCAUCUUUAUUUUACAGAGGCAUCAUGUGUACCGGCUCAGUUUGGUUGUCCAGAAGCUAACCAUUGAUACUGGACAACUUCAGGGCUUCACCUUUCCCUUUUCAUACUUCCUAAAUUGUACUUUGAUGACCUCCCUUUUCCUAGAAUUUAAGGACUACUGAAUCUACGACACAGAAGUGGAGUUGUGAGGAAAUUGUAGAACCCAUGACAUAAGAGGAAGGAUGAGGGAAUGGAGUGCUGGAUUCUGUGGAAUAUCAAACAUUAAUCAAUCCAAGCAUUUUUUUUGUUAAUCGCAGCCUCUUUAAGGGGCUUUCCAACACAUAUUUUUUUCUUCUGGGAAAAAAGAGACUUAAUACAUCUUAUUUUGAUAUCUCACCUUUAAAAUGCUAGUUGAAGAAUACACAUUUUCAUAUUUCAGAUGAUGGUUUAAGUAAACUCUUUUCCUUUGUUGUUAAUAAAGACUAGUCAUCCAUCCCAUUUGACAUAGAACUUGACUAUGCAUGUUUAUAAAUCUUGCUUUUAUGUGGUCAAUGUUUUUAAAACAGGUUGGCUGUCACAAACAUACAUAAUGUCGUAGCUUGCAUUUCUGUAAUAUGAUGUACAAGACAUUAAAUUAUUCUUAAAUAUAUGAAGAACAUAUGUGAUAAUUAAAUAACAAUAAUAAUGAGGACAUUAGCUUUGGAGGGUGGAUUAUUUCUGACUUCACUGAGAAUGCCUUUUAGCUGUAAACUCCUGGUUUCAAGUGUUUUUUUAAUUAAAAAGAAAUCACUUUGUGUGACAUUUUUCAUGCAUAUCCCAUAUAUAGAGAUGAAGGUUUGCAUAUGACAAUUUGAUUAAAACUCUAGGUCAUUUCUGAUAGUUUAAUACAAGUAUACUUUGAAAUUGUUUUCUUUGUCCUCGUGUAAUCUAUUUUCUGUCUCUUCAAGUGGGGUGAAAAUAGCAUUCCAAAAAUUCAGUUACAUUAUUGAGAGCUUUAGUAAAUCUACUAAACAGUCAUCCAGUAAGUCCUUAUGACCUAAAUCAGGAAGGUCAGCUAUGAAAGAUGUCUCAAGUAUAAAAAUAUACUUCUCAAGUGUACAAAUAUACUUCUCAAGUGUAUAAAUAUAUGCAUACGAUGGUACUUCUGUGUAUGGAUACAAAAGCUAGACAGUUAAGGAAGCCCACGGGGGAAGAAUCAACUCAUUUGAAAGGUGGUUCUGGAGGACAACUUUAUAGAUACCUUGGACUGCCAAAAAGAUACCAAAAUUAUGGUACACAAGCCCUACAGUAAAUCAAUCCUGAACUCUUGCUGGAAGCCAAAUAAUUUAUCCUGAGAUAAUCAUAUUUUGGGCAUGCCAUGAGAAAUCAUGGCUUUUUGGGAAAGAAAACAAUACUGGGAAAGUCAAAGAUAGGAGAGAAAAAAAGAAUACACCUUACAAAUGUGUAGGAGGCUACAGCCCUCAGUUUGCAAAACCUGAGCAGGAUUGUUAGCAUUGGCACACUUUGGAGAUUUCUCAUUCAUAGGGUUGAAGCCUCAUCCCAAGCCUCUUACCAAUAAUAAUAGUCCCAGGUUACUUACUUCUUUCUCUAGUUUACAUUCUUCACUAUAUGCACUUUCUUCAGCCCAGGUCAUUUUUAUGAACUUUCUUAGGUUUUUUAUUAAACCAGGUUUUAUCUUAAUGUGAUUUUAUUGAUCUGCUUAUUGAUCUGUUUUAUAUUGAUGUGUUUUUAUUACUAUGUCUGUAACCAUUUGUGCUUGGCCCCAUGUAAGCCGCCCUGAGUCCCUUCGGGGAGAUGGAGGCGGGUUAUAAAAAUAAAGUUGUUAUUAUUAUUA